UUAUCAUGGGUAUAAAUAAAGUCUCUCUGUCGCUACAACGUCCCUGGAUACUCAGAGAUUCAAACUUCUUCCCUCUAAAGCCACACGACAUACUCCAGAAGUCCAACCAUGUCUUUCAUCCAAGCCUUCAUGCAGCAGACAGUCUAUAUGGGCAUGCCUGAUGACUCAGUCCUGAAGAAGGAGGGAACCGUGACUGCAGCACCCAAUUUCAAUGCCAGUGGAGAUGCAGCAAUCUUGGAUAAGGCCAUCAAGACAAAAGGUGUGGAUGAGAACACCAUAAUUGAAAUCCUGGUGAAAAGAAGCAACGAGCAGAGACAGCAGAUCAAAGAGGCUUACCAGCGAGCCAGCAGCAAGUCUCUGGAAUCAGCACUGAAGAGUGCUCUGAAGGGAGAUCUGGAGGAGGUGGUGUUGGCUCUCCUUAAAACACCGGCCCAGUACGAUGCCCACCAGCUGAAAAUGGCAAUGAAGGGCCUUGGCACAGAGGAGGAUGUCCUUAUAGAGAUUUUGGCUUCCAGAACCAACCCGGAGAUCCUGGAUAUAAAGGAAGCCUACAAAGAAGAUUACAAGAAGGACCUGGAGGCUGAUAUCAAGGGUGACACUAGUGGAGAUUUCAGGGUUGCACUUCUUGAACUCUGCAAGGCCACCAGGACUGAUGGAGUUUGUGAUCAGAUGGUUGACAGCGAUGCCAGGGCUCUGUACGAGGCCGGGGAGGGGAGGAAAGGCCACAAUUGCUCCGUCUUCAUUGAAAUCCUCGCCACCAGGAGUGCCCUUCAUCUCCGUAAAGUGUUCGAAAGAUACUCAAAGUACAGCAAAGUGGACAUGGCCAAAGCUAUCGAUCUGGAGAUGAAAGGAGAUAUUGAAACUUGCCUCACAGCAUUAGUGAAGUGUGCUGGUAGCCGGUCUGCGUUCUUUGCUGAGAAGCUCAACUUGGCCAUGAAGGGUAAAGGUACCCGCAAAAAUAUCCUGACACGCAUCAUGGUGAGCCGCUCUGAAAUAGACAUGAAACGGAUCAAGGAUGAUUACAAGAAAAACUACGGCACCACACUCUACAAGGACAUUCUGGAUGACACUAAAGGAGACUAUGAGAAGAUUCUGCUCGCUCUCUGUGGGAGUGAAAACUAAUAGCCAAUCGAUGGGAUCAAGGCUCACAACUGAAGAGCCAGCAGCCAGCACAGCUGUGGAAAAUCACCUAUAAUCUUUUGACACAUAUUGUGCCCUAGAGGCUCUUGUGGAGAACGGACAAGACUGUCUUUCAUUUUGACUGUCAAUAUAUUUAGAAGAUAUUAACAGCAAUGGGCAAAGUUUUACAUGAUAUUGGCACUCCUUCAGCAUUUUCUCUCCAAGUUAUUUCUUUUCAUUCCAACACAUGCAGUAUAGAUCUGACAGCAGUAUGCUGGACCUGUGCUUUGGGAUAGACUUAGCUUUUCACUCAUUAGAUUCUUAUAUCCGGUGUUUGAAGAGAAGCGGAAGUCAGUGAUCACAGUGCAGCUGCUAACAGAUGUAUACAGAUCACUAUGUGCCAAUCAUAUUCAGCAGCACAAGGCCUACCCUUGAAGGAGCUUGCAC
Anoplopoma fimbria (sablefish) is the source of this 1566-nucleotide messenger RNA. RefSeq names its product annexin A1a (gene anxa1a). Gene Ontology annotation, biological process: endocrine pancreas development; myoblast migration involved in skeletal muscle regeneration; regulation of interleukin-1 production. Lineage: Eukaryota; Metazoa; Chordata; Actinopteri; Perciformes; Anoplopomatidae. The record is from RefSeq and is a predicted model, not a curated record. The transcript has 12 exons. Gene Ontology annotation, molecular function: calcium ion binding; calcium-dependent phospholipid binding; cadherin binding involved in cell-cell adhesion. Gene Ontology annotation, cellular component: cytoplasm; plasma membrane. Bases 109 to 1122 code for a protein of 337 amino acids.